AUGCCGCGGAAACUCAAGUUUCACGAACAGAAGCUGCUCAAGAAGCACGACUUCAUCAACUACAAACAAGACAACAACCACCGAGACCACGAUGUCGCGAGACGGUACAUGAUUCAAAAACCAGAGGACUAUCACAAGUACAACAGGAUAUGUGGUUCUCUCCGGCAAUUAGCACACCGCCUCAGCCUACUCCCCCCAGAAAGCGAGGUGCGGAGGAAACAUGAGGUCCUGCUUCUGGACAAGCUCUACGACAUGGGCAUCCUCUCGAGCAAAUCCAAGCUGUCCCAAGUCGAGCACAACGUCACAGUAUCCGCGUUCGCGCGGCGGCGGUUGCCGGUGGUUAUGACACGACUGCGCAUGGCCGAGACCGUCCAGGCGGCGACAAAGAUGAUCGAGCAGGGCCACGUCCGGGUGGGCGUCGAAGAGGUCCGGGACCCGGCGUUCCUUGUGACGAGGAGCAUGGAGGACUUUGUCACAUGGACUGUGGGGAGCAAGAUCAAGCAGAAUAUCAUGAAGUAUCGGGAUAAGGUUGAUGAUUUUGAGCUGCUUUAG
Molecule: messenger RNA, 552 nt
Organism: Dichotomopilus funicola
Lineage: Eukaryota; Fungi; Ascomycota; Sordariomycetes; Sordariales; Chaetomiaceae
Exons: 8
Coding region: 1-552 (183 amino acids)
Biological process (GO): ribosomal small subunit biogenesis; rRNA processing
Cellular component (GO): Mpp10 complex; small-subunit processome; small ribosomal subunit
Molecular function (GO): snoRNA binding; structural constituent of ribosome; rRNA binding
Source: RefSeq, a predicted model, not a curated record